AUGUUAGACCCAACCGUCACCAUUUCCACUCCAAUUCGUAUCCAGUCGAUACUCUCCUCCCCCGAUCGGUUAGGCGCCGAUGAGAAUUCGAAUAUAGGACAGUAUCAAGCUGUUCCGCAGAGACAGUUUGACGAAGCGGUCCCUUCCGCGGAUACUACCCUUACGCACCAAACCCCGCCAGUGCCGCCCAGUCAACAGCUUUCUAAUAUCGACACAUCACGGAUAAAGGCUCUUGGAAACGUCGCCGCUCGGGGGCUGGGGGAUGACGAGGCUAAGGCAAUGGUAGCAGGCAGCAUUGAGGGGAAGAAACCCCCAAAGAUGCGCCCCCCAAUGCGAUCUAGUAUUGCCUGCACACGUUGCCGGAAGAGUAAAAUAAAAUGUGAGAAUACUGGCGGUACAACUCCUUGUGAUGGCUGCAUCAAGACGGGAAAACAGUGCCUCUUCAAAUUGCCCGAACCUGCACCUCCAAAGAGAACCGAGCCACCUACGCUUGCCAGGCAGGAACGAGAUGGAGGAUCUGAUAGGAAGAAGCUCAAAAAGAUAGAAGAGAUAUCGAAAGGCGACAACCAGAAAGCAAGUAUUUACGCCGAGGAGGUACUUUCAGCACCUUUCUUAACUGAAGACCUGUGGGAGCAAGUGUUAGAUCUCUACAAGUUACAUUUUGCCCCGGAACUUCCCUUUUUACACUUACCCACAAUGAAGGAGAAACUGGGGCGCAAGUUCAAAAGUCAACAGUCGGAUAGUAACCCGGAUCCCAAUUUCAACUUAGUGCUACUAGGCGUCCUUACUCUCACCGCACGCUUCCACCCAGACCUCGUUAAAUAUCUCGCCCAUAUUUGCAGUAACCAACCUGGCAACGCUAGGACUAGACCAGUUCAGAUGCCGCUUGAUCCCGCUACAGCGUCUGAAUAUUAUGCCGACGUUCUCACCAUGGCUCUGGGUCCGAUACGAACGGCGAUGAAAACUGCCUCCGUUGAGAGGGUGGCAGCCUUGCUCAUGUUGGGGUUAUACGACUGGAGUCAAACUCUGCCUAGGACGGGAGGGCUAGGCGCUUGGAUGUACGUUGGUCUUGCCAUCAGGAUGGCACAGUAUUUGGGGCUUGGGUUUAGUGACACUCCUGACUCACCUGACGACCUGUCUAAAUCUUUGUCUCAGAAAGCGUUAGAGAAAGAAGUUAGGAGGCGGACCAUGUUCAGCUGCUUUAUUCUAGAUCGCAUGCUCUCUUGCGGUAAGGAGCGAGUGUCUAUCAUACAAUCAGAGGAUAUAAAAAUCCAACUUCCAUGCUCCGAAGAUAAGUUUGAUUUGGCGAUGGAAGCUCGCACAGGCUUCCUCAAGGAUAGAGGGCGGCAUGGCAUGGAUGAUAGUGUACUCGCUCGGUUUAUUCAGUUGGUGGAUAUAUGGGGAGAGAUUUCGAAGUUUAGUUCAUCAGGUGGACGCCUCAACGAGAAGGAAAAGGAUCAUCCACCAUGGACUCAGGGGAGCGCUUUUUAUCAGCUUUCCGAGAAGCUUGCAGACUUCGAUGCGGAACUUCCUGACACUUUUACGUUUUCACGGUCUAACUACUUCAAGCAUGAAAAUCACCAGGCUUCCAGUGUGUAUGUGCUGUUGCAUAUGCUUAGGUGUGUCUGCUUAAUCAUGCUGCACCGAGAAUAUAUACCCUUCGUACCUGUUCGGUGCACAGAGCCAGAAGGACCUCUUGAUAAUCCCAUAUUUCAGGAGGAAAAAUUCGGCCCACCCCCUAAAGACUUUUGGAUAUCUAGUGCGGAACAGGUGUUUAAGGCGUCCCGUGGAAUUAUUGAUUUAAUUGAGAUAUGCCAAAGGAAGGGCAAGUUGCCCCAAUCAACCAUCGUCCUCUUCGCGAUCUGGACCGCCUCUUUUGUAGGGUUGUAUGCCGAACAUUUCCCUCAAAUGGACACCGAAAAACACAUGUUGAAAUAUGAUUUUGAAAAUACACGACAAUCCGAAUCCGAAUCCGAAUCCGAAAUGUCUAUGUGGCUUAAGAUGGCAUCUGCAUAUGUGUCGAUUCUGCGGCAGAUGGACGAGUAUUUCGAGAAAAUCAAGCGGGAUUACUAUAAUUUUGCGACAAAGAAUCAUGGAAAUAAGGAGAGAUCCUCCCGGGUUCGCGAAGGUGGCACUGGCGGAGCGCUUGAAGAAUAUAAGCCUAUGACUGGGAAGCUGAAAGACUUUGGGACUCUCCAAAUACAGAAUGAGCAUAUUGAGAGUCCACAUCGAACAUCGCCCGGUCCCAUGCCAUCACGAGGGAUAGAAGCUCCAGAUAUGUCGACCAAGAGCAAAACACAAAAACCAGUUCCACCUGGAUCUUUUACGGCAAUCAAUCAUAUUCCAGUGGUGUCGGCGUCAGAUGUUGGACGUACAUUCACCAACGAAGCAGGUUAUCCAACACCUCACCCUGAGGUGUACGCCGAGGCUUGGCGAUGCCCGCCUCAACAGCAGCAGCAGCAGCAACAGCAGCAACAACAACAGCAUCCGCCGCCCCAGGCCUAUCCUACGUCGGAAGAACUGUUGGAUACCACGGCCCUCGCCACUGAAGCCCAUGAUCGACUUUUCUGGGACAAUUUCAAGAAGGAAGAACCGCGCCGUAUCAGCACGAUAGGAGAUCUUGGUUACUUCUCAAGCGGGGACUCCCAACUCCCCAUGACCGACAUGCCCUUCGGAGAUUCGGAUUUAAUCCACGGCCUGCCAGAUUCGUCUUACCAAUACCUACAGCAGAUCGCGGAGUUCUAA
Molecule: messenger RNA, 2745 nt
Organism: Daldinia childiae
Lineage: Eukaryota; Fungi; Ascomycota; Sordariomycetes; Xylariales; Hypoxylaceae
Exons: 4
Coding region: 1-2745 (914 amino acids)
Biological process (GO): regulation of DNA-templated transcription; DNA-templated transcription
Cellular component (GO): nucleus
Molecular function (GO): zinc ion binding; DNA binding; DNA-binding transcription factor activity, RNA polymerase II-specific
Source: RefSeq, a predicted model, not a curated record